AUGUACUAUGAGACCAUACUGACUGUCCCCCAAGCGGACUCUCUCUUCACUCCUCCCUCUUCCUACUCUCCUCAGAAGACCAUUACAAGGCUGGACCUUGGACUGGAGUCGCCCUCUGACGACGUGCUAGACGCUGAUAUUUUCAACAUGACUGGUACAGGAUCACCGCAACCAUACAUUAAAGAAGAAGUCGACGAGAUCAACUUCAACUCCAACCGUUUCAUCAGCCACAACGGAUUCGACAUGAGCCAAACAUAUACGGCCACCCACAGUUCAGCUCCGCUCAUGACAACCAUGAGCAUGAACAACCAGUUCGGCUCCACCAGCUACAUCCAAGGUGCUGCCAACAUCGCAGACGACGAGCUCGCUGAUUCGCUGGGCAACUUUGAACAGCCUGGCUUCAACGGCGGCUUCAACCAGCAGGACAUGUACCACAACACCAACGCCAACUCCAACAUGAACCAGAUGUACUCCAACACCCCCGACGAUCUGCCCAUUCACAGCCCAUUCGUCCACCCUGGCAACUUCGACUUCAACCAGUACCAAUCUGGCCCCUCAAGAAUGGGCGGCUUUCCUGGAAGCAUGCCCACUGGCUCCAUGCGGCAACGCAUCGUCAUGAGCAGGACCGGCUCGGACAGCCGCACCCCGAUGUCACCCAAGACCCCAGCCAUGGGUAACCUCCAUCUUGGCACCCCAGACUCUGGUAACUUUGGUACCCAGCCCAUCAUGACCAACAUGCACCGCCACCAAAAGAGUUCCCCCCAUCAGACUGCGAUGCACCAUCAGCAAAUUUCCGAGGUCAUCCACUCCGGCAAACACGCUUCCUUGCCAGCCAAGGUCGACAUUGGGCAGACACAGGAUGCUAAGAAACGCCGUCGACGAGAGUCGCACAACCUUGUCGAACGCCGACGUCGGGACAAUAUCAAUGAGCGCAUUCACGACUUGUCUCGCCUCGUACCACAACAUCGCCUCGAAGACGAGAAGAUCCGCAAGCACAUCAACAACAACGGACCUCUCUCGCCUACCAUGUCUAGUGGAAUGUCACCUCCGCAAGCAACCUCCCUAUUGGCUGGGGGCAGUGGCCGACGCGCCGCUGGGUCCAUCACACAGGGACUCCCGAUCGAGGACAAAGACAAGGGUCCAAACAAAGGCGAUAUCCUCAACGGCGCCGUUAGCUGGACCCGUGACCUCAUGUGGAUGUUGUACAAGAAGAUUCAGGAAUGCGAUGAGAUGGCUGCUCGUCUUCAACAGGCGACUGGCGAGGAGUGGGUGUCUGAGAUGACCGAGGAUGAGAAGCGCAUGAAGACAGAGAUCAUCGAUGCGCUUGAGAAGAACGGCACCGGCACCUUCCGCUACUCCCGAGGCCCCGGAUCUGGCCUGCGAGUACCGAAGCACACCAACCUUGCUGGCGAGCCUUUGAAUGGCAAUGGCAUCUCACCACAAAGCCUGAGUCCUGGUAUGCAGAGCACCGGUAGCGGAUCCGGAUCCAAUCAGCAAUACUGGUCGAACCAAAGCUUGAAGGAGGAAGACGAAUACGGCAUGGACAUGGGUUGAGACCUCUCACCCUUUCCAUUCUUCUUCAGCUGCGCACAUCUCAUAGUCGAUUUCCUACUUAUGAUACCCCGCGAUACCCCGCACCCGUACUUGCAUCCUGCCGAUGCAUGCUUGCGCACACCGAUGGGUGCGCCAGGCGAGUAUGCCAUACUGUCAUUUUCCAGUCGGCUAAACGCGGCUGGUCAACGUUCGCUCCUCGCUCCAUUCGACGCACACCACCUCUGCUGGCCAUGGGCGGCAGCUUCAAGCAUGCAUCACAGCUCCAUCUGUCUCAUUGCGUAACCAUCAUCCUAUCGCAUCACUCACUCUGGCGUUUGCGGCGUCCCGUGCAACGCAUAGGUCGGAGCCCUUUCGCGACUGCUACGCUCGGCUUGCAUAUCACAAUACCUCGAAUUUGCUGAUGCCAUUUACUUCUUUUUUCCUUCUCGCGCGCUAUGUAUGGUUUCUUUUACACGAGUUUGCACAUCACCACUCUGGUUUUAAUACUUUGUUUUCCAUACCCGAAGACACUGGGUUUGUUUCGCACGAGGCGGCGUUGAGUAAUGGCGUUAUGGACAGCAACGCACUGUUGUUACGCAGGUGGGAGGAGAUUUAUUAGAUAUUUACGGGGCCAUGGGUCGGCGAACCCUUUGCCUCUCUUUUCCUUGUUACGGGCUCUUCGGAUUGAUUUAUGACACAACAUCAUGGUCUGUAUGAUUUGUGCAUUUCGGCAACAGGGACACAUGGGUCGGCGAUUGUUUUUUUCAUUUUCCACGUAGCUCUCGUAGUCUUGUUAUCAUCAUUAUCACUAUUUUAUUCAUCACAA
Parastagonospora nodorum SN15 is the source of this 2359-nucleotide messenger RNA. RefSeq lists its product as hypothetical. The transcript is spliced from 3 exons. Gene Ontology annotation, molecular function: RNA polymerase II cis-regulatory region sequence-specific DNA binding; DNA-binding transcription factor activity, RNA polymerase II-specific; protein dimerization activity. The coding region runs from base 1 to 1554 and encodes 517 amino acids. NCBI's taxonomy places the organism in Eukaryota, Fungi, Ascomycota, Dothideomycetes, Pleosporales, Phaeosphaeriaceae. Gene Ontology annotation, biological process: regulation of transcription by RNA polymerase II. The record is from RefSeq and is a predicted model, not a curated record.